AUGGCCGCUUCCAUGGCGUUGCGAAGAGAAUGCUGCUCCCUGGCAAGGAUACUGAGCAGAGUAUCAUACUCGAUCACUGUGACGGAGGAGCCCGACACGCUGUUCCAAAAAGUGACCGUGCUGGUUAAAGGUCACGACAGGGCCGUCUUGGACAGCUAUGAGUAUUUCGCAACUAUGGCAGCCAAAGAACUCGGCAUAAACAUCGACAAAGUUUUUGAACCUCCCAAGGACAUGGAAAGGUUUACAUUGCUGAAGUCAGUCCAUAUCUUCAAAAAACACAGAGUUCAGUAUGAGAUGAGGACACACUACAGGUGCAUUGAGUUGACUCAUUUAACAGGCUCAACAGCGCGGGUAUAUUUGGAAUAUAUUCAAAGGAACCUUCCCGAAAGUGUAGCCAUGCAGGUGACAAAGAUUGCUAUGGAGAAAAUUCCAGACCACAUCCAUGAACCCAUAUGGAAUGAUGAGGCCAUGGAUGAAACACAGAAGCCCACUCAAGAAAUGCAUACCUCCAAGGAGUGA
This is a messenger RNA of Nerophis lumbriciformis (worm pipefish), 519 nucleotides long. Lineage: Eukaryota; Metazoa; Chordata; Actinopteri; Syngnathiformes; Syngnathidae. The record is from RefSeq and is a predicted model, not a curated record.